This is a messenger RNA of Phragmites australis (common reed), 2278 nucleotides long. RefSeq lists its product as uncharacterized. NCBI's taxonomy places the organism in Eukaryota, Viridiplantae, Streptophyta, Magnoliopsida, Poales, Poaceae. The coding region runs from base 68 to 2278 and encodes 736 amino acids. The record is from RefSeq and is a predicted model, not a curated record. The transcript is spliced from 2 exons.
UGCCGCGGCACAGAAACCCCUUCACGGCCAGACAAAGGUUUCUCAACUGGAUGCCAUUGGACGCAUAAUGGCGUUGAAGUCCCAGUAUAGCCUGAGUCGAGACGCCUUCGAUGGUAUGUUGACAGUUAUUGGCAGCCUGCUUCCGGAGGGUCACCUUCUGCCAAAGAGCAUGCACGAGUCACAGAAACUCCUUCGUGCACUUAAGAUGCCGUAUGAGCAGAUACAUGCUUGCCCGAAGGGGUGCGUCCUAUUUAGGAAAGAAUACGUGGAAGCAAAGUACUGUCCAAAGUGUAAAUCAUCUAGGUUCCUGGAGGUAGAUUCUGGUGAUGGCCAGAAGAGGCAGCUUGACAUUCCCGUGACAAUCCUACGGCACCUUCCGUUCAUACCGAGGAUCCAACGGCUAUACAUGACCGAGGAAUCCGCGAAACAGAUGACAUGGCACAAAAAUGGCAAACGAUACAAUCCUGACAGGAUGGUACAUGCAUCCGAUGGUGAAGCAUGGACCCACUUCGAUGGCAUUCAUCAUGAGAAAGCUAAAGAGGCUCGUAAUGUACGUGUUGCGCUGGCAACAGAUGGGUUCAAUCCUUAUGGAAUGAUGGCUGCCCCAUACACAUGUUGGCCCGUGUUCGUUAUCCCCCUCAAUCUCCCCCCCGGCAUAUGCUUUCAACGACAGAACGUAUUCUUGUCGUUGAUAAUUCCUGGACACCCGGGGAAUAAUAUGGGUGUGUUCAUGGAGCCUGUGAUUGAUGAAUUGGUCCGUGCUUGGGAGGAAGGGGUAUGGACAUACGACCGAGCUACAAAGAAAAACUUCAAAAUGCAUGUUUGGUACCACUACUCCCUGCAUGACUUCCUGGCGUAUGGGAUAUUCUGCGCCUGGUGUGUUCACGGGAAGUUCCCAUGCCCAGUAUGCAAGGAAGGUCUGAGGUUCAUUUGGUUGCAGAAGGGUGGCAAGUAUUCAUCGUUCGACAAACAUCGGCAAUUCCUCCCUCUUGACCAUGCAUUCAGACGAGACAUCAAGAACUUUACGAAAGGUGUCGUAGUGACAGACCCUGCACCACCGAUAAUGACUGGUGCCACGGUUCGUGAACAGAUAGAUGGUCUCGUGGUCAAUCCAGAAGGUGGUUUUGUGGGAUAUGGUGAGCAACAUAUGUGGACUCAUAAGUCGGGCUUGACUCGGCUCCCCUAUUUUGAUGACCUUCUCCUUCCACACAACAUUGAUGUAAUGCACACUGAAAAGAAUGUUGCCGAGGCACUUUGGGCAACAAUCAUGGACAUUCCUGACAAGUCAAAGGACAACGUUAAGGCUAGAGUGGAUCUGGCAACGAUAUGCGAUAGACCAAACCAACAUAUGAAGCCUCCUAGUCGCGGCAAGACAUGGAGAAGGCCUAAGGCCGAUUUUGUCUUGAGCAAGCCUCAAAGGAGGGAAGUACUAGAAUGGAUCCAGACGUUAAUGUUCCCUGAUGGGUAUGCAGCUAAUCUGAGGAGGGGAGUGAACUUAUCUACUAUGCGAGUCUUAGGGAUGAAGAGUCAUGACUACCACAUAUGGAUUGAGCGGCUUCUUCCGGCGAUGGUUCGGGGCUAUGUCCCUGAGCAUGUCUGGCUAGUGCUAGCAGAGUUGAGCUAUUUCUUUCGCCAGCUUUGUGCCAAGGAGUUAUCUCGGACCGUGAUUGCUGACUUGGAAAAAAUGGCACCUGUGUUGCUCUGUAAGUUGGAGAAGAUCUUUCCACCCGGCUUCUUCAAUCCGAUGCAGCAUUUGAUUUUGCACCUCCCGUACGAGGCACGAAUGGGGGGGCCCGUGCAGGGCCGUUGGUGCUAUCCAAUCGAGAGAUGUCUAAAGGUUCUUCGAAAGAAAUGUAGAAAUAAAUGCAAAAUCGAGGCUUCCAUUGCAGAGGCAUACAUUCUGGAGGAGGUGGCGAACUUCACAACAACAUACUAUGGUGACAACCUCCCUAGCGUGCAUAAUCCACCCCCUCGUUACAAUGCUGGCGAAAAUGAAUCGAACCUCAGCCUUUUCCGAGGGCAACUCGGAAGCGCAAGUGCAUCAACCCCCAAGACCUUGAAUCAUGAAGAGUGGCGCCAUAUCAUGCUAUACGUGUUGACCAACCUUGACGAAGUGGCGCCGUACAUGCAGGAAUUUCUUCAUGAAUUCUGGCGUAAAUCAAGGGAUCCUACCCCGCAGCAGGUAGAUACCCUUCUUAGACAGGGUGCGGGUAAUGGAAUGCCCGAUUUCAUUUCUUGGUUCAAACGGAAGGUACCGUCCAAUUUAGCUCGUACUUAG